AUGAACCUAAGCUUUUUUGACCAAUUCACAAGCCCAUGCCUCCUAGGAAUCCCCCUAAUCCUAAUCUCAAUACUAUUCCCCGCCCUACUACUUCCAUCGCCAAACAACCGAUGAAUCACCAACCGUCUUUCCACCCUCCAAUCGUGACUUCUUCAUCUAAUCACAAAACAACUAAUAAUACCACUAAACAAGAAAGGCCACAAAUGAGCCCUAAUCCUCACAUCACUAAUGACACUCUUACUCAUAAUCAACUUACUAGGCCUACUACCAUACACAUUCACACCAACCACCCAACUAUCAAUAAACAUAGCCCUAGCCUUCCCACUCUGACUCGCCACCCUCCUCACAGGAAUACGAAACCAGCCCUCAAUCUCCCUAGGCCACCUACUACCCGAAGGAACCCCCACCCCACUGAUCCCAGCACUAAUCAUAAUCGAAACCACCAGCUUACUUAUCCGCCCCUUAGCCUUAGGAGUCCGCCUAACAGCAAAUCUCACAGCAGGUCACCUACUCAUCCAACUUAUCUCCACAGCUUCAAUUGCCCUACUCCCAACUAUACCAACAGUAUCCAUCCUAACUACAACAAUCCUACUCCUACUAACCCUCCUAGAAGUAGCAGUAGCUAUAAUCCAAGCUUAUGUCUUCGUCCUCCUACUAAGCCUAUACUUACAAGAAAACAUUUAA
Molecule: messenger RNA, 684 nt
Organism: Balearica regulorum gibbericeps (East African grey crowned-crane)
Lineage: Eukaryota; Metazoa; Chordata; Aves; Gruiformes; Gruidae
Source: the annotation of a RefSeq genome assembly